AUGUUUGCUCAUAACCCAGAACUCAAGAAUAUAUUCAAUAUGUCAAACCAACGUUCGGGAGGCCAACCACAAGCAUUGUUUGACUCGCUCUGUGCCUAUGCCGUCAACAUUGAAAACCUCGGAGCAUUGUUGCCAGCCGUCGAAAGAAUUGCUCAAAAGCAUUGCAGCUUCAACAUCACACCAGAGAUGUAUUCCAUUGUCGGUUUGCAUCUACUCGAAACCAUCAGAGAAGAGUUCAACCCAGGUGAAGAAAUCCUCAACGCAUGGGGUGACGCCUACAAGGUUUUGGCAGACGUUUUCAUCAAGCGAGAGGAACAACUCUACUCUGAAGCCGAAAAGAUGGUUGGUGGAUGGAGAGGUACACGUGAAUUCACCAUUGUCAAAAAGGAAAAGCAAAGUGAUGCCAUCACUAGUUUCCUUCUCAAGCCAGUCGACGGAGGCAAAGUCGUAUCAUACCAACCCGGCCAAUACUUGGGUGUCUACAUUGACCAUCCAUCGUUUGAAAACCGAGAGAUUCGCCACUAUUCUUUGACCCUCGAACCAAACACCGAAUACUAUAGAAUCGCAGUCAAAAAGGAACAAGAUGGAAGAGUGUCAUCUUUUCUACACGAAGUUGCCAAAGACGGUGAUGUGAUCAAGGCAGCUGCCCCACGUGGUGAUUUCUUCCUCAAUGCCUCGUCGAUCACAUCCAACACUCCAGUCACACUCAUCUCUGGUGGUGUUGGUCAAACGCCACUCUUGUCGAUGCUCCAUUACCUCCAAACCAGCCAACACCAGGGCCAAGUCAACUGGGUCCACGCUGCCCAAAACCUAUCCACCCGUGCAUUCAACGAAGAAGUUGAAAAGAUUGGUGCCACUCUUCCAAAGUUUAAGAGCUUCCAAUUCUUGAGCGAGGUUUCUCCAAGUGCUCUCCAAGUCGACAAUACCUUUGCUGGUCGUAUCAACCUUUCACAACUCGAUAAGGAUCUCAUCAAACAAGAUGAUAUGCACUACUAUACCUGUGGUCCAGUAGGAUUUAUGCAAGAAGUAGCCAAGCAACUCUUAUCUAUGGGUGUACCAGUCUCUAAUAUUCAUUACGAAUUAUUUGGUCCACAUAAAGUUAUCUAG
Molecule: messenger RNA, 1107 nt
Organism: Cavenderia fasciculata
Lineage: Eukaryota; Evosea; Eumycetozoa; Acytosteliales; Cavenderiaceae
Gene: fhbA
Product: flavohemoglobin
Exons: 1
Coding region: 1-1107 (368 amino acids)
Biological process (GO): nitric oxide catabolic process; cellular response to nitrosative stress
Cellular component (GO): intracellular anatomical structure
Molecular function (GO): nitric oxide dioxygenase [NAD(P)H] activity; heme binding; oxygen binding
Source: RefSeq, a predicted model, not a curated record